Brassicogethes aeneus is the source of this 1149-nucleotide messenger RNA. The record is from the annotation of a GenBank genome assembly. NCBI's taxonomy places the organism in Eukaryota, Metazoa, Arthropoda, Insecta, Coleoptera, Nitidulidae.
AUGGAGAAAUUAACACAAUUCGUGUCGAAGUCAUUCGAAAAUAAUAACAAUAACACUAUGAGUGAACAGUGUCUGAACUUGACGUAUGACGUGAAAAAUAAUUCGCCACCGAUCAAGCUCGAAAAAGAUUUCGAUGAGGCGAAAAAACCGAAAAACUGGCUCAUAUCCGACUUGCAAAAAAGCCAAUCUCCCACCAUUGGGAUUGAUCUGAGACUCAACACAUCCCAAAACGACAACGAAAAUGCCGAAAACAGUGAAAAUUCCGACAAACAAACAAAUUCGACGAAAUGGUUAAAAAAUAAUACGGAUGUUAAAAACUCACCUAAAAAUAGUUACUGUUCGAUGUCGUCUCCAAUCGAUCUGGAAGAUUCGAAAUCUUGUUCGGAAACGGUUAUAAGUGAUAAAAAUUUCGACAAAAAGGACAUAAAUGAGGAUAAUAAUGCUACUGAAGAAAAAAUAUUUAUUUUAACGGAAAAAGAGGACAUCGAAGACAGUCUAAGCAGUUCGAGGCGAUCGCCGGCGCUUGGAAAUUCGAUCAAAUCGACCACCAAACAGAGGCGGUCGAGAACUAACUUCACCUUGGAGCAAUUAAACGAAUUGGAACGACUGUUUGACGAGACCCAUUACCCUGAUGCUUUUAUGAGAGAAGAACUAAGCCAAAGACUGGGAUUAAGCGAGGCCAGAGUACAGGUGUGGUUUCAAAACAGAAGGGCAAAAUGUAGAAAACACGAAAGUCAAAUGCAAAAAGGAAUUAUGAUGAACAACCACAGCCCUCCAGCUAGUACCCCCUUGGAACCCUGUAGGGUGGUACCCUAUAUGAAUGUACCCGCUCUGAGAGGGCUCACCUUAACCCCUAGCUCUGUAGCCCUGUCUAAUUACGAAAGAAUAUCAAGUGCUUCGUUUACACAGCAAGGGACAGCCUUUUCUGCCAUUAACUCUGCAUUUAUAUCAGCUGCACAUCAGUAUGCAGCUGCAGUAGCUGUUAGCGGCAAUCCCGCUGCUAGUAUAUUGUGUCAUCCUCAGUAUCCAUUGGAGUUUGCUGCCCUUUCGGUUGCUCAUAAAAAUUCCAGCAUAGCAGAUUUGAGAUUGAAAGCCAAAAAGCACGCUGAAGCUUUAGGGUUAUCGCCAAGAGAAAAACAGCAAAAUUAA